UUGUCGUCCUUCUGGGUUUGUUGAAUGUUGCUUGUCAUUUUCAAUUUCGAUCAUCAUUGCGCGAAUCUAUAAAUUUUCGCAUUUUAAACAUAAUAAUUAAACUUAAACAAGCUAAUUUAGAAGACAAUAAUAUUCUUUUAAAAUGUCAAUUUUGGCUUAUAAUGGAGGGGCCGUCGUGGCUAUGAAGGGAAAGGACUGCGUUGCUAUUGCUACAGACAAGCGAUAUGGUAUUCAAGCUCAGACAAUAUCAACAAACUUCCCCAAAGUUUUCCAAAUGGGUCCAACUCUUUAUGUUGGUCUUCCGGGCUUAGCUACAGAUACACAGACUGUAUUUCAAAGGCUCAAGUUCAGAAUGAAUCUAUAUGAGCUUAAAGAGAAUAGAAUAAUGAAGCCGAAGACCUUCUCGGCAAUGCUCUCAAACCUGUUGUAUGAAAAGAGGUUUGGUCCUUACUUCAUUGAACCUGUAAUUGCCGGUCUGGACCCUUACACAAACGAACCAUAUGUGUGCAAUAUGGAUCUGAUUGGUUGUCCAAAUGAGCCGGAAGAUUUUGUAGUGUCGGGUACAUGUUCAGAACAAUUAUAUGGUAUGUGUGAAGCUCUGUGGGAACCAAACUUGAAGCCAGAUGACUUAUUUGAAACUAUCUCACAGGCGCUAGUGAACGCCGCGGAUCGCGACGCUAUAUCUGGGUGGGGGGCCGUUGUCUACAUCGUGGAGAAAGACAAGAUCACAGAGAAACAUGUCAAGACACGAAUGGAUUAGUGUUUAUAAGAUGCCUUUAUUAAUUAAAUUAUAAAAUCUA
This is a messenger RNA of Leptidea sinapis, 800 nucleotides long. RefSeq names its product proteasome subunit beta type-3 (gene Prosbeta3). Gene Ontology annotation, cellular component: proteasome core complex; proteasome core complex, beta-subunit complex. The transcript is spliced from 5 exons. The coding region runs from base 143 to 760 and encodes 205 amino acids. Lineage: Eukaryota; Metazoa; Arthropoda; Insecta; Lepidoptera; Pieridae. The record is from RefSeq and is a predicted model, not a curated record. Gene Ontology annotation, biological process: proteasome-mediated ubiquitin-dependent protein catabolic process.